GGCUUGCUGCUCUUGCUGCCUCUUCCUGCUUUGGUUCUGGAACUCUCUCUCUCUUUCUGGCUCUACAAACCCUCCCAGAGCGUUUGCCGAAGCGAUCUCGGAAAGGACCGCGGCUGAACCUUCGCCCUUCCCAGCGGGCGCUCACGUUAACCCCUGAUGGCCCGUAGGGGCGGGUGUUGUGCUGCUGUCUCUCGAGCCGGAGAGCUUUUUCGUGGCCUCCGAGUCCGGCGUUUAAGGCAGUUGCCGGCUUUGCCUCCCCGCUGAAGGGGCCCUCUACCCAGAACGGACCCCUUGUCAGAACUGGAGCAAGACCCGCCAUGGAGGACCUUAGGCAGCCCCACCCGUUGCCUUUGCCCAGCCCCGCGCACCAGGAGGAAGCAGAUGAAAGGACAACUCUGAUUUAUAAACGGAGGAAUAAACAAGGAACUAGUAACCUCUCAUCAGCAGCUUUUAAUAUUAUCAACUCUAUCAUAGGAUCGGGUAUAAUAGGCCUGCCUUAUUCUUUGAGGGAAGCUGGCUUUCCCUUAGGAAUACUGCUGCUGUUGUGUGUGGCCUACAUCACAGAUUAUUCUAUUAUCUUGCUGAUUAAAGGAGGGAGCCUAUCUGGUGCAAACAGCUAUCAGUCGCUGGUCAAUAAAACAUAUGGCUUUAUGGGGUACCUUCUUCUUUCAGCUCUUCAGUUUUUAUACCCUUUUAUUGCAAUGAUUAGCUACAACAUUAUAACAGGAGAUACUCUGACAAAAGUUUUUCAGAGAAUUCCUGGCGUUGAUCAAGAUAAUUUACUUAUUAGUCGCCAUGUCAUCAUUGUGUGUGUCACCCUUAUCUUCACUCUUCCUCUUUCUCUUUAUCGGAAUAUAUCAAAACUAGGGAAGGUAUCUUUUCUCUCUUUGGUUUUAACAGUUGUCAUCCUGGUUGUUGGGCUCAUAAGAACAAUUACGUUUAGUUCUCAGAUACCCCAAACGGAAGAUGCCUGGGUGUUUGCAAAGCCAAAUGCGAUCCAAGCCAUCGGGGUGAUGUCAUUUGCAUUCGUUUGCCAUCACAAUAGUUUUUUAAUUUAUGGCUCUCUGAAAGAGCCCACGUUAAGCAACUGGGCUCGUGUCACACACACGUCUGUUUCCUUUGCUGUGUUCAUCAGCUUGGUUUUCGCUAUCUGUGGAUAUGUGACAUUUAGAGGAUAUACAGAAGGAGACAUAUUUGAAAAUUAUUGCAGAGACGAUGACCUUGCUACCUUUGGAAGGUUUUGUUAUGGGGUCACUGUCAUCUUGACUUUCCCAUUAGAAUGCUUUGUUACCAGAGAGGUCAUUGCCAAUGUGUUUUUCAGUGGAAAACUCACAACUGCUUGGCAUGCCACCUUAACGGUCAUAGUUGUGGUUGUAGCUACAAGCAUCUCUUUAGCAUAUGACUGCCUUGGAAUCGUUUUGGAGCUGAAUGGGGUCCUCAGUGCAACUCCACUGGUCUUCAUCCUGCCAGCGGCCUGCUACCUGAAGGUGUCUGAAGAGCGAUGGACCCAUCCUGACAGCCUUCUCUCUGCACUGAUCCUCACUGUAGGGGUGCUGGUGAUGAUUGUCGGCUUUGUGAUGACAGUCCUGCAUCCCCAGGAGUGCGGCCAUGGAAAAGAAAUGCCAUACUGCUUCCCUGGAAACUCUUCCCUCUACAACAACACGCUUCCAUCUCCUCAGCCAACUCAUCAGCCCUCCGUUUAAACAAAGGCUUCCUGGCAAACACGGUCAAUUGUAAAUGUGGUUUUUAAUGAGACUUUUGAGUUAUACAUUUUGGGGUUGUGUUUGUGUGUGUUUUUUUAAAGAAAUACUUGUCGGUUAGGUCUGUAUGUAAAACUCUAGUUUGUGGUGGGUUGUUUUUAAAAACGUGAAUAUUAAAGCUUGGGGAUUUAUUUAUUUUUUUUUGUA
Heteronotia binoei (common prickly gecko) is the source of this 1907-nucleotide messenger RNA. It is a transcript of the gene SLC38A11, whose product is annotated as solute carrier family 38 member 11. Gene Ontology annotation, biological process: amino acid transmembrane transport. The record is from RefSeq and is a predicted model, not a curated record. Bases 318 to 1703 code for a protein of 461 amino acids. The transcript has 12 exons. Gene Ontology annotation, molecular function: amino acid transmembrane transporter activity. NCBI's taxonomy places the organism in Eukaryota, Metazoa, Chordata, Lepidosauria, Squamata, Gekkonidae.